GCCCAGGAUGCACCCGCCAAGCCCGAGCGGCCCUCUGCUGGCCCUCGCAUGCCCUCCCUCAACCAGCUCGCCGCGCGCAUCAACCUGAAUGCGCCUACGCCCGCUCUAGCGGGCAGCCGUCCUCGCCUCGCCGCCUCGCUCCUCCGCACGAGCUCUGCCGCCUCCACGACUUCGUCUACCGCCGCGUCUGCCUCAGACUCCGUGGCCGUCAACGCCCCGACCUCGCGCGCCGAGUCGCCGGGAGCCCUCUCCGUCUCGCCGCCCCACAGCGACAGGAGCACCCCGGUGGGAGAGCAGGCAGACCCGGGCGAGCCGCUGACCACGGAGAAGGUCGAGAAGCACAACCAGGAGGUGACCGCCGACGAGAAGAAGCCGAGGCAGAAGAUGCCCGUCGGCUACAAGAACAUCCCCUCCCUCGACGCGAUCACUGCACGCCUCGCAAAGGCGAGGACGCUCAGCGUCGACGGCUCGGCCAAGCCUCCCGAGGCGGAGACCAUCGAGGAUCCCAAGACCCCAGGUCUGCGGAUCAAGGCUCCCGAGCACCCUCUCGAGCACACGUGGACGUUAUACCACGACAACAAGACGAAGGUGCCCUUCACGCCCGCCACGGCCACCUCCGAGGUCGCGCCGCCUGCGUCCGCCGGGGUCCACUACAUGGCGCCCGACACGGACGAGUACGAGGCGGGGCUGACGGUGAUCGGCGAGUUCGACACGGUCGAGUCCUUCUGCCGGUACUUCAACUGGCUCAAGCCGCCCUCGAAGCUCGAGCGCAACUCCAAUUACCACCUCUUCAAGUCGGGCAUCAAGCCGAUGUGGGAGGACGAGGCGAACGCGAACGGCGGCAAGUGGGUGCUCACGAUGAAGAACAACCCGCAGCUGCUCGACCGCUGCUGGUCGUGGCUCGCGAUGGCGCUCGUCGGCGAGGACCUCGACGAGGGCGACGAGAUCUGCGGCGCGGUCGUCAGCCUGCGCUCGAAGGUCGACCGCAUACAGCUCUGGACGCGCACGAAGGAGGACGUGGAGAAGAUCAACGGGAUCGCGCGCAAGAUGGUCAAGCUGCUCGACGUCUCCGAGACGGACGGCAUCGGUCUCGAGUUCCAGUACAACAAUGAUGACCGCCCAGUCCCGAACAAGUUCCUCACCAUCCAAGCGGUCCCUCAGUCGUCAUACCGCACCUCUUUCCACGGCAAGCCGCCAGGGUUCAACAGCCCCGUGUCUGGGCCUGGCGAAGGUCCACAGAUUGGCGGGGGGCCCGGUGGUGCCUUCGCUGGGUUUGGCGUGGGCGGUGGCGGCGUUCUUGGCUCUGGCUGGCGCGGAAAGCGC
This is a messenger RNA of Dichomitus squalens LYAD-421 SS1, 1323 nucleotides long. RefSeq names its product translation initiation factor eIF4e. Gene Ontology annotation, biological process: translational initiation. The transcript has 3 exons. NCBI's taxonomy places the organism in Eukaryota, Fungi, Basidiomycota, Agaricomycetes, Polyporales, Polyporaceae. Gene Ontology annotation, cellular component: eukaryotic translation initiation factor 4F complex. The annotation marks the transcript as partial. The record is from RefSeq and is a predicted model, not a curated record. Gene Ontology annotation, molecular function: translation initiation factor activity; RNA 7-methylguanosine cap binding.